This is a messenger RNA of Plasmodium fragile, 1473 nucleotides long. RefSeq lists its product as uncharacterized. Bases 1 to 1473 code for a protein of 490 amino acids. The record is from RefSeq and is a predicted model, not a curated record. The transcript has a single exon. Gene Ontology annotation, cellular component: cytoplasm. Lineage: Eukaryota; Apicomplexa; Aconoidasida; Haemosporida; Plasmodiidae.
AUGAGUCACGUGCUGCUGGGGUACACGAAAGAGAGAGGGAGGAAGAAUGAACUACACGACAAGGAAAGCGUGAAGAAGAAAUUCGUUUCUAAAAUUGGAGGAAGACCAUUUUGGCUAGAUCGAAUAAACUUACAUUCACAAAAGGAGUUCCACUGCUUCCUGUGCAGCAAGCUCAUGUCUUUUCUUUUACAAAUAUACGCACCCAUUGAUGAGUUCGGCCAUUGCUUUCACAGGUGCCUCUACCUCUUUAUAUGUUUGUCUUGUGGAAACCAAGUCAAGUGCUUCCGCACGCAGCUGCCAAGGAACAACCCCUUUUAUGAGUACAACCUGAGUGGUAGGUCGGACUCCGAGGCGAGUAGCCACGCUAGCGCCGGGGAUGACGAACCAUACAGUGACGAAGAUGAGGAAGAGGAAGAAGAUGGCGACGGUGAGGAGGGUGAGCCUGGCCAGGAGACAGAGGAAGAAAUGCUCAAUGAGGUGAAGGAUGCGUUCGAGCAAAACGCAGAGGAAGGUGCUCAUAGCGAGGUAACCACAACGGAGGGGUCGAAUGGGCAAAAAGGAACAGGAAAAAACGACAAAACGAUAAACAAAGACACAGAUUACCUGACCCUGUUAAUACAAAAAGAUAAGAAUAAAUUUGACCAACAAAUGGAAUACCUUUUUUGCUGCUCCGUCUGUGGCAUCCCUUGUGCAAACAAAACGGGCAAGCACAAAGAGUGCUUGGAGAGGACACAUGUGAUUUUUAAAGAAAAAAAAAUUUACAUAGAUGAUGAGGAGGACUGCGUGAGUAGCAGCACUGGGUCGUGGAGCUCCUCCGGGGAGCACGCACAGCAUGAGCAGCGUGAAGAGUGUGCAGAGGGUGAAGAGCGUGAAGAGGGUGCAGAUCACGAAGAGCAUGAGGAACAGCAGGAGGGGGAGGCAGAUGACCAGCUGGACGGGAGCGAAAUGAACGCGUUUGAACAAAUACAAAAGGAGGUGCUAGCCAAGCGCAAUAUCGACCGCGUGUUCCUCUCCUACUGCAGCAAAUUAAGCAGGUUCCCCACGCAGGUCAUUCGUUAUUCAUACAAAGGACAAGUGUUGCUCUCGUCGAGUGAAACAACCAAUUGUAAUGAAAAUAAUGUAUAUGACGAGAAUUUGCGUGCAGCCUUUUCCAGUGGAAGAAGUUCAAAGAAGGUGUUGUUGUCCCCUGAUGGGGGGUCCUCUAACGGGAUUGUGCCACCCCAAUGUCACAUCUGCAAGCGAAGAAAAGUCUUCGAAUUUCAAGUCCUCUCUACAAUUAUAAAUUAUUUAAAAAUAAAAAAAAACCUUAUAACGAAAGAGGACCCUCUCUCUAACUUAAAGUUCACGUACAUUUCUGUGUACACCUGUGAGAGGAAUUGCGACACGUACGACAUUAACAACUUUCAGGAGCGUCAGCGGCUUGCGGACACGAGCAGGUACAUACAGGAGUACGCCUCAGUGCAGGCGGAGUAG